Molecule: messenger RNA, 960 nt
Organism: Penicillium daleae
Lineage: Eukaryota; Fungi; Ascomycota; Eurotiomycetes; Eurotiales; Aspergillaceae
Product: Short chain dehydrogenase atnD
Exons: 1
Coding region: 1-960 (319 amino acids)
Source: RefSeq, a predicted model, not a curated record
AUGGGCUUCUUCUACUCUCAAGUUUUUGUCCGACCUUCAUAUCCCACCCAGUCCUUUGAUGGCCAGACGGUGCUCAUCACUGGCGCCAACGUAGGUCUGGGUCUCGAAGCUGCUCGGCAUGUGGUCCGACUGGGUGCUGCUCGAGUGAUUCUGGGUGUGCGAAAUGUCCCUGCAGGAAAGGCCGCCAAGGAAGACAUUGAAGCUUCGACAGGCCGCCCAGGUGUCUGCGAAGUAUGGGAGGUAGACCUGGCCUCCCACAGCUCAACCCUUGCCUUUGGCGACCGAAUUGCACAGCUCCCUCGCCUCGAUGCCGCAAUCCUCAAUGCAGCCUUGGCCACUCGGACCUUCCAAGUGGCCGAGGGCUACGAACGAACCAUUACCGUGAACGUGAUCAACACAUUGCUUCUCGGCCUCCUCAUCCUCCCUCGACUCAAGGCAACUGGACAAGAGUUUCCAUCGUCCCAGCCCCGUCUAGCCUUCGUUGUUAGUGAAGUCCAUGCAUGGGCACAUUUCACUGAGUGGAAGGACACAGACAAGCCGAUGCAGCUACUGUCUGAUCCUGAAAAGGCCAAAAUGCCCGAGCGAUACCCAAUGUCCAAGUUGUUGGAGGUACUGCUUGUGCAAGAACUUGCUGGCCGGACUCGCGGCUCCGAUGUGAUCAUCACCAUGGUCAACCCGGGUCUGUGUCAUUCAUCCCUUGCUCGUGAGGCGGGCUGGCAGCUCGCUGUGAUGAAGCUAGUGCUUGCAAGAUCGACCGAAGUGGGAGGGCGCACCCUGGUGGCUGGCAUCUCCACUGGCAUCGAGGGCCAUGGUGCUUACAUGACGGAUUCCACUGUGGACAAUGCCAGUUUGUCCCCAUUUGUACGCAGUGAAGACGGACGCCCGGCUCGAGAAAAGCUUUGGAAGGAAUUAUCGGCGAUCCUCGAACCCGUCCGGCCUGGGAUUAUGCAGACCAUUUGA